AUGGAUUUUGUGUUAAACCUUAUACAUUAGUCUUAGACAAUACCCUUCAGACAAGGAGUAAAGUUCAACAACUACAAUCUAAUCUGCAUCAUCUCUGUUUGUGCAUACAUUUUGGCAUUAUUAAUUAAUGGCACAGUUGGUGUUAAGACUGCCAAAUCGACGAGCGAUAGUUAUAAAUUGGUAGUUACACCCCCUCCUUGGGCAUUUUCAAUAUGGGGAAUCAUUUUCAGCACUACAUUGGUGGCAUUAUUGUGGAGCAUUCAUUCAGUGUCUUGGAGUUUAGAAACUCACUUGUACUUUUGGCUAUAUUGUUUCACAAUUUCAGUUUGGAUCUUACUUUGGGCAAUAGUUAGCAAAAUAACAAUACUUUUAUGCAAAAUAGUGCUAAUUUUAUUAACAAUUAAUAUUUAUCUUCUUUGGAAGAGUACCUUGGUUUUGGAGAACGAUGAUUGGUCAAUAUACUUGAUGAGAGGAGCAAUAGCAUUCUAAUUGGGAUGGACUUCAAGUGCACAAUGUUUGAACUUCUGCAUUUGUUUAGUGCAUGUCUUUGGUGUCACACAAGACAUGAUAUCUAAAUUGAUUUGGGUAUGUAUAGUGGUUGCUCAUUCAAUUUAUUUGGGCUUAGCUUAUUGUCAUUCAAAAUAAUACAACAAGAAUGUGCUACUAAAUUUUGGAGGUUAUUUGUUGAGUAUGACUUGGGCAAUAAUGGGAGUGGCAAUUUCGUACAAUAAUUAUAGUUCUGGAAAAUCAAUUAAUAAAUAAAAAUGA
Molecule: messenger RNA, 768 nt
Organism: Paramecium tetraurelia
Lineage: Eukaryota; Ciliophora; Oligohymenophorea; Peniculida; Parameciidae
Exons: 5
Source: RefSeq, a predicted model, not a curated record